GGUGCUUCUGCGCAUGCACACAACCUCAAAUGUAAACAAAGAGGAAAGCGCACCCCCGGCAACAGUCCUGCCUAAACAUUAAACACUGCUCUUCUACCGGCCUUUUUGUUCGAUCAAAACAUGGAUGGGAUAUUUUCAUGUCGGGCCAGUAUUUAUUAUGACCAAGGCGGUAGGAAAUACAUGGAGGACUUAAUGACGAUGAAGCAGGAGGAUGAGCCGAGAGAAGACGAACUGGACGCCGCCGAACGUGUCGAGAUCACGGCACCAGCACAGGACCAAAACCCCGACGCUUCAAUCCAAGACUGCAUUCCCGGAUCCAUCACUGUAACUUAUGUUCAAGAUGAUGACCCUAGCUCUGCUCUUCAGCAGGCGUCGAUACACUCCUCUCACCCGUGCAAAAACACUCGUCGGCCGCGGGCUGUGGCUAUGUUCGCCGUGUUCGACGGACACGGAGGUCCGGACGCCGCGCGCUUUGCCCGCCGCCAUUUGUGGGACCACAUUAAAAAACAAAGAGGCUUUUGGUCUGAGGACGACAACGAGGUGUGCGCGGCUCUGCGAAACGGAUUCAUCUUUUGUCACCACGCCAUGUGGAAGAAAUUACCGGAAUGGCCAAAGACGGUUACAGGACUUCCCAGCACAUCGGGCACAACUGCAAGUAUUGUCGUAAUACGACGUGACCGUAUGUAUGUUGCCCAUGUUGGGGACUCAGCGGUUGUGUUAGGGGUCCGGGAUCACCCCUCUGAUGAGUUCAUCCGAGCUGUAGAAAUUACACAGGACCACAAACCUGACCUCCCGAAGGAAAGGGAGAGAAUAGAGGGGCUCGGUGGCAGUGUCAUUAAAAAGUCUGGAGUCAAUAGGGUGGUGUGGAAGAGACCCAGAAUGACCCACAAUGGACCAGUAAGAAGGAGCACAGUCAUCGAUCAGAUCCCAUUUUUGGCUGUGGCCCGAGCUCUUGGUGAUCUGUGGAGUUACGACUUCUCCAGUGGAGAGUUUGUAGUGUCACCAGAGCCUGAUACCGCUGUUAUCAAGCUGGAUUUGAAGCAGCACCGUUACAUCAUUUUAGGCAGUGAUGGGUUAUGGAACAUGGUAUCACCACAGGAGGCUGUGUCUAUUUGCCAGGAAAAUGACAAUGCCAAGCCAAAGAACCAAAAUGAAAAUGUUUCAAAUGCUGUUCUGCUCGUGAACCAUGCCUUACUGCGAUGGCGUCAACGCAUGCUCCGUGCUGAUAAUACUAGUGCCAUUGUUGUCUGUUUGGAGCCGUUCGGGACAUCCUCUGAGUGCUUGCCAACUUACGAGACUGUGUAUAAUCUACAAGGACCAAAGUGUGGCUCCGUUCCUAAAUCUUGCACUAACUCUUUGCCCACUCAGGGUCCUGACACUCAAGUACAUUCCGUCCCGGAGCAGCGAAACGGCAGCUGUGAGAUGAGCAUGAUAUUUGAAUCUUCUGCUGAUAGCCUUACAAACUAUGAAGACAUGCCUUAUAAUGACUCACUGGAAAAUGAGGCCCACUGUGACAGAGUGCCUACUGGUAAACGGGUGUUAGAAGAUUCCUCCUCACCUGUGCUGAAGAAACCCCGUUGUAGUUUAUCCCAUUCCCCUGUUAAAGUGUCCUCGUGUACAUCUUCAAAGAAAUUGAGCACACAGUCCUCUGCGAAGAGCGGUGGUGGCAGCAAUGGUCAGAAACAGACUGAAAAUGUCCAAUCGCUGCUUCAACAGCAUGGGACGGCUACUGUAUGUGUUUGCUGACAUUCAUCGUCCUAAUACAAUGCAAUCUGUACACUUAUGCUAGACAGUCAGACUCUGAUAUUACUUGAUAUAAGCUAUUGAGAAACCAAAAUCCUGAAGCAAUGUCAGAAGAAACAAACAAAAAAAAAAUCACUCACUUCCAUUCACUACACUCAUAUUUUAGUCUAUGUUAGUGUUAUAUUGUUAUACUUUAUAUUUUGCAGACUAAUGAAAAUGUGUUUUGAUUUUUAGUAUAAUUUUUUAAAUGAUGAAUAAGAAAAAAAAAAAAAAAGAAAUUCUAUCUUCCGAGAAGAUAUUUCCCUACAGCGUACACGUCGCCUGUUUCAAAAAGAUGUCAGAAGUUUUUUUUUUUCUGAACAAGGAGAAUGGUGCAUCAUUUCUAGUGUUCACUGCUAUCUUUACCCUGUUUCAUAAGGUUUAACAAUGUAUUUAAGCAUGAACUUUAUGGAUUUUAAACAUUAUGGUUAUUUUAAUGUUUUAAGGAUUUCAUUAACAAUGUUGUUUUUUUUCCUUGAUGGUAGAAACUGUCAUUCCAAUCUAAAGGUGCUGCUAUGCAAAACAGGUCAAUAAAAAUUUUGAAAACUA
Messenger RNA from Carassius carassius (crucian carp), 2331 nucleotides. RefSeq names its product protein phosphatase 1D-like. Gene Ontology annotation, biological process: protein dephosphorylation. Gene Ontology annotation, cellular component: nucleus; cytosol. The record is from RefSeq and is a predicted model, not a curated record. Gene Ontology annotation, molecular function: protein serine/threonine phosphatase activity; cation binding; mitogen-activated protein kinase binding. The coding region runs from base 121 to 1746 and encodes 541 amino acids. The transcript is spliced from 6 exons. Lineage: Eukaryota; Metazoa; Chordata; Actinopteri; Cypriniformes; Cyprinidae.